Molecule: messenger RNA, 771 nt
Organism: Telopea speciosissima
Lineage: Eukaryota; Viridiplantae; Streptophyta; Magnoliopsida; Proteales; Proteaceae
Product: E3 ubiquitin-protein ligase ATL41-like
Exons: 1
Coding region: 1-771 (256 amino acids)
Source: RefSeq, a predicted model, not a curated record
AUGAAUUACAGUGAUUGCAAUGAGGAUCACAAGGACCCCUUUGGGAGAAUACAUGAUGGGGUCGAUAACCAAUACAAGUUCAAUAACAGAAUUCUGUUCACUGCCGUCUCUUCCCUAUUCCUCGUAGUUGUGAUCGUCUUCCUUCUCCAUAUCUAUGCAAGGUGUGUCCUUGGACGCCACGCAAGGCGCCGCAGGGAUAUCCAUCAUCUAACCAUGGGAGCCUCAGCAGCUGCUCAAGUCCAUUUAUGUGAUGAGCAACCCAAGGCAGGACUCAACCCUUCAGUGAUCGCCUCCAUACCCGUGUUCGCCUACCGGAGAACCGAACAGCUCGACGAAACCAACACGACGGAGUGCACAAUUUGCUUGAGCAGUUUAGAAGAUGGAGAGAUGGUGAGACUUCUACCAAACUGUAAGCACUUGUUCCAUGUAGAGUGUAUUGAUAUGUGGUUGAGCUUCCACUCUACUUGCCCCAUUUGCCGUAAAGGGGCUGAACCCCAAGCCCAAGUCCAAGCCCAAGCCCAAACACCAUCCCUACAGACCCAUGAGACGGUGGUUGGUGUGCCUUCGACGGCUCCACCGUUGGAUUCAUUGAACUUCACAGUGCCGACAUCGGAGGGUACAUCGGACGACGGUGCUGUUCAGUCUUCCAAGGUUGGUGGAUCAUUCUCACCAAUGAGUUCUUUCAAGAGGAUGCUUAGUAGGGAUAGAGCAGACAGGAGAGUUCAGCCCUGUGUUCAAUCGGAUGGAGUAGAAGAUUUAGAGAGGCAAUAA